Messenger RNA from Linum trigynum, 3770 nucleotides. The record is from the annotation of a GenBank genome assembly. NCBI's taxonomy places the organism in Eukaryota, Viridiplantae, Streptophyta, Magnoliopsida, Malpighiales, Linaceae.
CAGAAACAAUAUUAUUUCACAAGGUAACAUGUACUUGAUUUUGGUUCAUAAGGCCGAUUUUUGAUUUGUUGCAUCAUUAAUGUCUCUUUCUUGCUAAAAUUCACUAUUUUUAUCACGUGUUUCCCAAAAAAACUAUACAACAAUAAGUUAUACACCCCAUUACAUUAUCAAAUUUCAUACCUCACCUUCCUCUAGGGAUGGCAACAAAACCCGAACCCACGGGUACCCGCCCGACCCAACCCGGUCAACGCGGGUAAAAUCCGUGUUGACGGGUUUUGGGCCGGGUUUGGGUUUAAACCCGUUCAAUAUUCAUCGAGUUGGGUUGGGUUUGGGUUUAGGUAAACCCGACCCAUGGGUACCCGCCCACACCCAUAUAAUUAAUUUUCUCGAUAUAUUUAAUAUUCUAAUUGUGAAGACAUGUCUAAUUUUUUCUUUCUAAUUGUGUAGAAUGAAGUUGAUGUUAUCGAGUGGAGAGUGAAGAAACUUAAUUGAAAGGAAGAAGCUUUCAAUUAAUCAUGUUAUUUAUGGAUAAUUUAUUAUUUGCUUGAAUUUUCUAGAAUGGUAUUUUAUAUAUGGAUAAUUUGUAUUGAGAGAUUGAUAUUUGACUUUAAUUUUGAUAGGAACUUGUUAUUGUAAAUUUUUUAAGACAAAAACCUGUGGGUACCCAUGAACCUGCGGAUACCCAAGGGGUUGAGUUUUUCAAACCCAGUGGAUUUUACCCCGAAUUUUUUUCACGGAUAAACCCAUGAAUUUGGCAAAACCCGACCCAACCCGACCCAUUGCCAUCCUACCUUCCUCCGACCAACUGGUGGGGGCCCACACUAGUACUAAAUAGGAUCCAUCACCGUCUGAAGGACAUUCAUUUUGUAGAAUAUUCAGUGCAACGAAUCGCAGUCUGCCACCCGGAUUAUAUCUGUUUUUUUCUGAAAUAAAUAAAUUAGUUUCUCCUUUUCCGCCGGGAAACGCUCCCCCACAUAUAAAUACAGUUGGACAGCUCCCCUCAGUCCUGCAUCUUCCCCGUGAAGCCAAUCAAUCCAUCUCCUAGUCACAGGCGGAAGCUCCACAUCCUCCCUUUUCCCUCUCUCUCUCUCCCCACAACGCUUCCUUUAUCCUCUCCAAUUCGAUCCUUGACUCUAAUUCAAUUCCAAACGCGCGCCAUGGAAGAGGCCAGGGAGAGUCUGGUCAGGAAAACUUACUCCACCACGAAUCCCAAAUUCUCCCGGAGCAUAUCGCACGCCGCCGACGAGCUGCAGUCCUUCCGCAAUUGCCUCUGGUGGAUGUGCCUGGACCAGUCCGAUUUCUGGUCCGCCUCCUUCUCCUGGUCCGUCUUCGUCCUCCUCGCGCUCGUCGUCCCCGCGGUCUCCCACUUCGUCCUCGCCUGCUCCUCCUGCGACAGCACGCACGAGCGGCCCUUCGAUCGAGUCGUCCAGAUCUCGCUCAGCGGCGUCGCCUCGCUCUCCUUCCUCUGCCUGUCGAGGUUCGGCCGCAAGUACGGCCUCCGGCGGUUCCUCUUCUUCGACCGCCUCUGCCACGACAGCGACACCGUCAGGCAAGGAUACACCAAGAAGCUCGAUAGAUCACUGAAGCUGCUGGCGAUCUUCGUCCUCCCCUGUUUCGUGGCAGAAUCGGCGUACAAGAUAUGGUGGUACGGUUCGGGCGCUUCACAGAUCCCAUUCCUAGGCGACGUCCUCCUAAGCGACACCGUCGCUUGCGCAAUGGAGCUCCUCUCAUGGCUCUACCGCACGACCAUAUUCUUCCUCGUCUGCGUCCUCUUCCACCUGAUCUGCCACCUCCAGAUCCUGCGCCUCCAGGACUUCGCCAAGUUCUUCGAGGUCGAUUCGGACAUGGGCGACGUGCUGUACGAGCAUCUCAAGAUCAGGAAGCACCUCAGGAUCAUCAGCCACCGGUACCGCUCCUUCAUGCUCUGCACCUUGAUUAUGGUCACGGGCAGCCAGUUCGCCUCCUUGCUCGCCACCACUAAGGCCGGCGCCAUAGUCGAUGUCUACGGUGCUGGAGAACUUGCGCUCUGUUCGAUGACACUUGUGGCGGGUAUACUGAUUCUGCUGCGAAGCGCGACGAAGAUCACCCACAAGGCACAGGCUGUGACGUGCUUGGCUGCUAAAUGGAAUGUUUGCGCCACGCUAGAGCGCUUCGAUGCGACGGAAGGUGAGACUCCCACUGCUGCCAUGGUGGCUGAUGGUGCUGCCGAGUCCGAAACAGAGACCGACGAGGCAGGGGACGAGGAGGACGAGUUGGAUAACUCGAAAAUCAUCCAUGCUUACGCCUACAGCACGCUCUCGUUCCAGAAGCGACAAGCAUUAGUGUCAUACUUCGAGAACAACAGAGCAGGGAUCACAGUUUAUGGGUUCACCCUCGACAGGACGACCCUGCAUUCGAUUUUUGGGUUUGAGCUCGCUCUUGUUCUCUGGUUGCUAGGGAAGACCGUCGGUAUUUCUUAAAGUGUAGAGUUUUUGUCUCUUGUAACUUGAUUAAGAUGGAUUCUAUGUAUAAUAGGAUCAAUCACUUGUCACAAAAUGUCUUGAAAAUGAUCAAAAUAUGCCAUGAAAUGUGGAUUUGUAAGUAAUUGUAAAAAAUCACAUGUAUAAUUACUAUUGUUCACUUUAAGAACAGCGGCCGGCGGUAAAUGUUAUUAAUCCCAUUGAUGGGUACAUAAGGUAUAUUUUUCAAAGUUGGGAGAGAGGGAGGAAGGACUUGAUAGAUUCGUGUUGUGUAUAUUUUGAAGUGUGAUUCGACGGUGCGUAAAGAAAUAUAAUGCCUUUGUCAAAGGAAAAAAAAAGACAAUUUACAAGCCAGAAGCACAAUCACAAACAAAAGGACUAGGUGAGGGUGCACACAUGAUAUCAACAAGAGCCGUUGCGACUCUCGAUGUUAAGGUCAAGUACCAUAAAACUUUUUAUCCACGUCGAGCUAAAUACUAUCAUCUUCUCAAGAGGAUAACUCCACCAUCUCAUCAAGAGUGUCCUACACUCGAUUACUUACAAGAAGGUUAACGAAUUCGUGAUACCGAGGUCACAUUGAUGUCACCAUUAGCAUGUAUUAUUGGGGCCAUGACAUCUCAGAACCGUAGAUACUAAGAUCGUGAAAUCGAGCUCGUGACAUAGAUCAUGAUGUACUCUUCCACUAUAUAGAAUAAUAUGAGGUUAACUCUCUCCUUAGUUUUGGAUGGUUACUAACUUGAGCGUCAGAUGGUCUGUCUUUUGUAGGCACCACUAUGAAGAUAUGUACGAGGAGUCAAGGACUAGGAGCAGAUAUUGAAGACUCGAAAGGGGUGACUUAAUUGGGGAAUGGAUCACAAGGGAGAUUUUUGUGGACAAUGAUGGUUAGUGAAGUAUGGCGUGAACGUUGUCGAAUACUCUUUGGGAAGAUGAAGCUGCUAGUGAAAAUGAAAGAUAUGGUUUAGUUGAAGUGUUUAAGUACAAGCUCAUUUGUUGUAGGGUAUGAUAUGAAAUGGAGGGAACGAAUGUCUUGAAAUUUGUUAUAGUUCGGAGAAUAAUAGAUAGGAUUAGGGGGUGGAAAUUGGGGUGGGUGUGGUUACCCCAUAUUUUGCGGGUAACCACACCCACAAAUAUAGAAUUAUGCUAUCCACAACCCGCUCCGCGGUGGAUAGUGGCUAAUCACUAUCCGCUGCGGGUUGGUUGUGGGUACCCACAAAAAUUUCAUCAUUAAAUAAAAUAAUAUGGUAAUUAAUUAGUGAAGUUGUGUUUCUUCUCACACAAAAAUAAAUACAUACAUAAAAGAAAGUUAAUAAA